Messenger RNA from Gongylonema pulchrum, 660 nucleotides. Lineage: Eukaryota; Metazoa; Nematoda; Chromadorea; Rhabditida; Gongylonematidae. The record is from the annotation of a GenBank genome assembly.
AUGUUCGUAGGUGGUGAGGGGUUAACUGUCGCUGAGCAGCUGAAAUUCUAUGGCACUUUGAAAGGCAUCCCGAAAGCACGUUUGAAAACGGAAGUAGAGGAAAUGAUCGAAGAUCUUGGCUUGUUCGAUGCUCAAAACAAACUUGCUAGCCGUCUUUCAGGUGGAACGAAACGUAAACUCUGCAUAGGUAUCGCACUGAUUGGUGGCUCAAAGCUCAUUAUUCUGGAUGAACCGACUGCUGGAGUGGAUGCGCAUGCACGACGCACCAUAUGGGAUUUACUGCUCAAACAUAAAGAAGGACGUACGCUGAUUUUGUCAACGCAUCACAUGGAUGAAGCAGAUGUGCUAGCGAAUCGUAUUGCGAUCAUAUCAGAAGGACAACUCCGGGCUGCCGGCUCAUCGCUCUUCCUGAAAAAGAAAUUUGGCAAAGGCCUGCAUCUAAAUAUCCUCAAAAAAUCGAGCAGUACAGUUGAUUCCGUGAAGAGUUUCUUGAUGGACCAGACCAAUAAGCGCUGUGAACUCGUCGAAGAAUACGAUAAUGAACAGCUUUAUCGCCUUCCCAUCAAUUUGACUGCGGCUGAACUCAAAAGGUUUGCUUAUAUUCAGUUCCAGGAAUGGACUUCAUCUGAUUUCAGAACUUCAAAAAAAAAGCCUUGCUAG